GCCUAGUGGCUGGCUGGUCACAGAGAGCGGUAGGCAUCAGCCACCAUGGGAAAGAUGGGGCGCUCACCAGAUGCCCAUAGAACCCCAGCCCCAGCUGGUACCACAGCUGUGCCUGGACUCACUCCAGACCUCAUUGCCAGGAACCCCUGGCCCCGCUGGGCACUCGUCCUCGUUGCUCUUGCCACCGUUCUUGGUGUCUUCUGCCUGCUCUGUGCCAUCUGUUGCUGCUGCUGCCGCCGUCACCGCCACAGGAAGAAGCCCAGGGACAGGGAGGCCGUGGGCCUGGGCAGCGCCCAUAGCAGCACCUCCACCCAUCUGGUGCAGCCGGAUGUGAGUGACCUGGAGUCCAGUCCUGGGGAACCUUCGCAAUGGGGGCGCCUGCAGCUCUCCCUGGAGUAUGACUUUGAGAGCCAGGAGAUCAGGGUGGGCCUGAAGCAGGCAGCUGACCUGAAGGCGGCAGGCACGGCGAACCCCUAUGCCCUUGUCAGGUCCACCCAGAUGCGGAAGAGGCACCAGACGAGGGUGUACCGUGGCACCCUCUGCCCAGUGUUUGAUGAAGCCUGCAGCUUCCAUGUCCCACAGGCCGAGCUGCCUGGGACCACCCUGCAGGUACAGCUGCUGGACUUCAGGCGUUUCUCCCAGCACGAGCCUCUGGGCUCACUCAGCCUGCUUCUGGGCACGGUGGAUUUGCAGUAUGUCUUGGAGUGCUGGUACCAGCUAGGCCCACCUAGUGCUGCCCAGCCCGAGCAGGCUGGGGAGCUGUGCAUCUCACUCCAGUAUAUGCCUGGCUCAGGCCGACUGUCCGUGGUGGUGCUGGAGGCCCGGGGCCUGCAACCAGGGCUGGCAGAGCUCUAUGUGAAGGUCCAGCUCAUGCUGAACCAGCGGAAGUGGAAGAAGAGAAAGACGUCUGCCAGGAAGGGCUCUGCUGCCCCCUACUUCAACCAGGUCUUCACCUUCCUCAUGCCCUUCAGCCAGAUCCAGAGUGUGGACUUGGUGUUGGCUGUCUGGGCCCGUGGCCCGCAGCUCCGGGCUGAGACCAUGGGCAAGGUACUUCUUGGUGCCCGAGCCUCUGGCAAGCCCCUACAGCACUGGGCAGACAUGCUGGUCCAUGCCCGGCGGCCCAUUGCCCAGUGGCACCGCCUGCAGCCUGCCGGGGAGGUGGACUGCAUGCUGGCCAUGCAGCCACGUCUGGACUUGCCCUUACUUCAUUCCUGA
Molecule: messenger RNA, 1215 nt
Organism: Otolemur garnettii (small-eared galago)
Lineage: Eukaryota; Metazoa; Chordata; Mammalia; Primates; Galagidae
Gene: SYT8
Product: synaptotagmin 8
Biological process (GO): synaptic vesicle endocytosis; cellular response to calcium ion; regulation of calcium ion-dependent exocytosis
Cellular component (GO): synaptic vesicle membrane; axon; dense core granule
Molecular function (GO): calcium ion binding; syntaxin binding; phosphatidylserine binding
Source: RefSeq, a predicted model, not a curated record